Molecule: messenger RNA, 324 nt
Organism: Lichtheimia ornata
Lineage: Eukaryota; Fungi; Mucoromycota; Mucoromycetes; Mucorales; Lichtheimiaceae
Exons: 2
Coding region: 1-324 (107 amino acids)
Biological process (GO): cytoplasmic translational elongation; translation
Cellular component (GO): cytosolic large ribosomal subunit; ribosome
Molecular function (GO): structural constituent of ribosome
Source: RefSeq, a predicted model, not a curated record
AUGAAGUACCUCGCCGCUUAUCUUCUUCUUACUGCUGGUGGUAAGGCCAACCCUGCUGCUGAGGAUAUCAAGUCCCUUUUGAGCUCUGUUGGUGUUGAAGCUGAAGACGAGCGCAUUUCCGCCUUGAUUGCUGCUCUCAAGGACAAGGAUGUCAACGAGGUUCUCGCUGAAGGCAAGGAGAAGCUUGCUUCCGUUCCUACUGGUGGUGCCGUUGCUGCUGGUGGUGCCGCUGCUGGUGGUGCUGCUGAGGAGGCCAAGGAAGAAGCCAAGGAAGAAGAGAAGGAAGAAUCUGAUGAGGAUAUGGGCUUCGGUCUCUUUGACUAA